AUGUACGACCAUAUGAAUAACUCUAUAUACAACUUCCUAUAUGACUCAGUGGUCAAUGCUUAUCUCAUCGAGCAGUGUGGACUGCAUCCACCAACAUCCUCGCAAUACGGCCUUGUCGUGCAUUCGCAUGGGGACUUCUUUGGCAGCAUAGCGUUUCCUGCUGUUGCCGAGCUUGCUCUCCGAGUCAACAAGCUCGGCAAGAGCAGUGUUACUUAUGAAGUAGCUCUUUUCGAGCGAGGGGUCGAAAAUGUCAAGGCCGUGGGAGAGUUGAUCCACGUCUUUGUCGAUAGGGGAACAGGCAGACCCGCCACGAAGGGGAUGUCCGAUAGCCUUAGGGAGGGUCUUCAGAAGCUUGUGGUGCCGCAAUUGAAGUUAUGA
Venustampulla echinocandica is the source of this 378-nucleotide messenger RNA. RefSeq lists its product as uncharacterized. Gene Ontology annotation, cellular component: mitochondrion. The record is from RefSeq and is a predicted model, not a curated record. Gene Ontology annotation, molecular function: fatty acyl-CoA hydrolase activity. The transcript has 2 exons. Lineage: Eukaryota; Fungi; Ascomycota; Leotiomycetes; Helotiales; Pleuroascaceae. Bases 1 to 378 code for a protein of 125 amino acids.